Molecule: messenger RNA, 695 nt
Organism: Saccostrea cuccullata (small rock oyster)
Lineage: Eukaryota; Metazoa; Mollusca; Bivalvia; Ostreida; Ostreidae
Product: collectin-12-like
Exons: 3
Coding region: 97-621 (174 amino acids)
Source: RefSeq, a predicted model, not a curated record
AAUGCCUGGUCCAUUAUUCCUCGUUUGACAAAUCAAGAUGUUGUUGAAUUUGCUACGGAUACGAUACAUGUCCCCAGUCUUAUAUACUGUGCCGCCAUGUGUCAAAAGAAACCCAGCUGUAACACAUUCCGGUAUAACGGCCCCACUGAGGUUUGUCACUUGUACCAGGAGGAACACUGUAAGGCCGCUGGGUCUGGUAUAGGGAACAAAUUCUUUCAAUUAAUGCCACAAGGUUGCAUUUCUGGGCUGGAUGAAUGGUUCCCGGAAAUUCAGCAGUGCAUCUGGCUUUACCCAACAGCUCUGAACUAUUACGACGCUAAUACAACUUGUCAAUCAAUGUCUAAAACUCUCAUCAACAUGGAGACACCUGCAAAACUCCAGUUUGUCAAAAACUUAAUGGAUAUGAUGGGAUAUUUCUGGAUUCACUCAUAUGCACGAAAAGAAAGCGUGAACUCGUAUAGCUGGAAAUCUGGUUCUCCUAUUACUCAAAACUGGUGCCCCGGUCAGCCAGAUGGCGAUUCUCCUUGUGUAGGACUUGACAUGAAGCUAGAUGCCUGGUGUCCUAUUGGAGGUUUCGACGAUAUAAUUUGUUCAGAUACAAGACAUUUCUUCUGUGAAUAGCAAAAUAAAAUAAAUUUGUCAUAAAUUGAACUUUAUCCUCUUUGCAAAUUGUUGAAUGAAGCCAGUCGGGCUGA